GGCSCUGCCGCCGCGCGUGGCGCCGCCGCCGUCUCUCCUAUGGCUGGGAUGUACAGCUCGACUCUGAAGACGCUGGAGGAUCUAACGCUGGACUCCGGUUAUGGGGCAGGGGACUCCUGCAGGUCCCUCAGCCUCUCCUCCUCCAAGUCCAACUCRCAAGCGUUUGCCUCCGCUCAGCACAGAGGCAACUGGUGGUACUACUCGGGCUCCAUGAACAGUAGGAACAACAGCUGGGACACCGUGAACACUGUGCUGCCGGAAGACCCAGAAGUCGCAGAUAUAUUUUCCAAGUGUCCUAAGCUGCCGGAUCUAGAGGAGUACCCUUGGACUGAUGAGGACAUCGGGAAGAUACUCAGGAAGGGGAAGGGGGAUGGAAAGGGCAGAGCGUUCACGCCGGACGCGGUGAGGCGGCUCUCGCAGCUGCUGCGGCGCGCGCUGAUCCGCGUGGCGCGCGAGGCUCAGCGGCUCAGCGUGGCGCACGCCAAGUGCACACGCUUCGAGGUGCAGAGCGCCAUCAAGCUCAUCCAGAGCUGGGCACUGUCGGAGAGCUGCGUGCUGGCCACCGUGAAGGCGCUCUCGCUGUACAGCAUGAGCGCCGGCGACGGGCUCAGGAAGGGGAAGUCGGCGAGGUGCGGCCUCACCUUCUCYGUGGGCAGGUUCUUCAGGUGGAUGGUGGACACGAGGAUCUCGGUGAGGAUCCAUGAAUAUGCAGCCAUCUCCUUAACUGCCUGCAUGGAAAACCUAGUAGAAGAGAUUAAAGCCCGGGUUUUGGCAAGCCAGAGCCCUGAUGGUGGAGGAGGGGAGAUCUCAGCUGAAGUCCUGGAGAUGGUUAUCAACAACGAUGCCGAACUUUGGGGGGUGUUGCAACCUUACGAGCAUCUCAUCUGUGGGAAAAAUGCUAAUGGUGUGCUCUCGCUGCCCGCCUCCUUCAGCCCCUACAACGACUGCGGCGACGGGCGCGCGGACGCCUACGCGCAGCUGGAGCUCCGCACCCUCGAGCAGUCCCUCCUGGCCACGUGCGUCGGCAGCAUCUCCGAGCUGAGUGAUCUGGUAUCGCGAGCGAUGCACCACAUGCAGUGCCUGAACACCCUGCGCCCGGGCAUGAGCCCCGUCCGGCAAGCCCGGCAGCAGCAGCCCAUCUCCUGGUCUCCCGACGCGCUCCACACCCUCUACUACUUCCUACGCUGUCCGCAGAUGGAAUCCAUGGAGAACCCCAACCUUGACCCGCCGAGAAUGACCCUGAAUAAUGAACGGCCCUUCCUGCUGCUGCCGCCGCUGGUGGAGUGGAUGCGCGUGGCCAUCACGUACGCGGAGCACCGGCGCAGCCUCGCCGUGGACAGCGACGACAUCCGGCAGACAGCCCGGCUGCUGCUGCCGGGGCUGGACUGCGAGCCGCGGCACCUCAAGCCCGAAUGCUGCUUCAGCUCCUUCCGGAGGCUGGACGCCAAGGCUGCCACGGAGCGAUUCCAGCAGGACCUGGGCUUCCGCAUGCUGAACUGCGGCAGGACGGAUCUCAUCAACCAAGCCAUCGAUGCGCUGGGACCCGACGGGGUUAACACCAUGGAUGAUCAGGGCCUGACCCCGCUCAUGUACGCCUGCGCCGCCGGCGACGAGGCCAUGGUGCAAAUGCUCAUAGACGCCGGAGCCAACCUGGACGUGCCCGUCCCCGGCCCCUCUCCGCGCUGCCCGUCGGUGCACCCCGACAGCCGCCACUGGACGGCCCUGACGCUCGCCGUGCUGCACGGGCACAUCUCCGUGGUCCAGCUGCUCCUGGACGCCGGUGCCCACGUCGAGGGCUCUGCCGCCAGCAGCGGGGAGGACAACUACGCGGAGACGCCGCUGCAGCUGGCGUCGGCGGCGGGGAACUACGAGCUGGUGAGCUUAUUGCUCAGCCGAGGCGCGGACCCGCUGCUGAGCAUGCUGGAGGUGAACGGCAUGUCGCCGUCGCUGCACGAGGACAUGAACUGCUUCAGCCACUCGGCAGCGCACGGACACAGGAACGUGCUCCGCAAGCUGCUCACGCAGCCGCAGCAGGCCAAGGGAGACGUCCUCUCGCUGGAGGAGAUCCUGGCCGAGGGCGUGGAGAGCGACGCCUCGAGCCAGGGCAGCGCCGGCGAGGGCCACGUGCGGCUCUGCAAGACGAGGACCAAGGCUCUGCAGGAGGCCAUGUACUACAGCGCCGAGCACGGCUACGUGGACAUCACCAUGGAGCUGCGCAGCCUCGGGGUCCCGUGGAAGCUGCACGUGUGGAUCGAGUCCCUGCGGACAACUUUCUCCCAGUCCCGCUACUCGGUGGUGCAGACCCUGCUGCGGGAGUUCGUCACCAUAAAGGAGGAGGACUACAACGAGGAGCUGGUCAACGAGGGGCUGCAGCUCAUGUUUGAUAUCCUCAAAACCAGCAAGAAUGACUCCAUCAAUCAGCAGCUUGCAUCCAUCUUCACCCACUGCUACGGCAGCAGCCCUAUCCCGAGCAUUCCUGAAAUCCGGAAAACGCUACCAGCUCGGCUAGACCCUCACUUUCUGAACAACAAGGAGAUGUCUGAUGUGACUUUCUUAGUGGAAGGAAAGCUGUUCUACGCGCACAAGGUCCUGCUGGUCACCGCGUCCAACCGGUUUAAGACCCUAAUGACCAAUAAAACAGAGCAAGACAGCCAAGGCAGCAAGACUGUUGAAAUCAGUGAUAUGAAAUACAAUAUUUUCAAGAUGCUGAUGCAGUAUUUAUAUUACGGAGGAACAGAGUCUAUGGAAAUUCCCACCACUGAUAUCUUAGAGCUGCUGUCAGCUGCCAGCCUGUUCCAGCUGGACGGCCUCCAGAGACACUGUGAAAUCCUCUGUGCCCAGACCAUCAGCAUGGAGAACUCCGUCCACAUCUAUAAAUACGCAAAGAUUCACAACGCGCCCGAACUGGCCUCCUUCUGCGAGGGCUUCUUCCUGCAGCACAUGAGCCCCCUCCUGGAGCAGGACUCCUUCAAGCAGCUCAUCUACAGCCGCAACAGCAAGGUGCAGGGGCUGGAGCCGCUGCGGGAGCUGCAGGCGGCGCUGGCCGGGCGCCUGCACUCGGUGUACGUGAGCUCGCGCGUGUGA
Messenger RNA from Nothoprocta perdicaria, 3084 nucleotides. It is a transcript of the gene ABTB2, whose product is annotated as ankyrin repeat and BTB domain containing 2. The record is from RefSeq and is a predicted model, not a curated record. Bases 40 to 3084 code for a protein of 1014 amino acids. The transcript is spliced from 17 exons. Gene Ontology annotation, molecular function: protein heterodimerization activity. Lineage: Eukaryota; Metazoa; Chordata; Aves; Tinamiformes; Tinamidae.